AUGUCCAUGAUCGCCGCUAGCCGCACCGUCGCCCGCGCCUGCCUCCGCACUUCCUCCGCCGCGGCCCUGAGCACGGCCACGGAGGGCGCGGCCCUCCACAAGGACGCCAAGCUCCUCGUCUGCGACAUGGCCGGCACGACGGUCAUGGAGGAGGGCCUCGUCUACUCGACGCUCCUCGACUGCAUGGUCGAGAAAGGCCUGGGCGUCACGGAGGCGGAGAUGCACCCCUGGCACGGCGCGGACAAGACGGAGGUCACGGCGAACUUCGUCCAGCGCGAGAUCGCCGACGAGGCGCAGCGCCUCGCGAUGGCCGCGGACAUCGACGCGCUCUUCCUCGUCAAGCUCGAGGAGCGCUACCUCGCCCCCGACUCGCCCGUGGCGCUCAUCAGCCCGGAUCUGCCCGACUUCCUCGCGAACCUGCGGGCGUCCGGCGUCAAGGUCGGCCUGAACACGGGCUACCCGACGCGGCUCCAGGAGGCCUUGCUCGAGAAGCUCGAGCUCAAGUCCAUGGUCGACGCCUGGUGCUGCGCCGCCGACGUCACGCGCGCGCGGCCGUCGCCCUUCAUGGUCUUCAACCUCAUGAACCAGUGCAACGUCGAGACGGGCGUCGUCAAGGUCGGCGACACGGUCCGCGACAUGGGCGAGGGCAUCGCGGCGCACGCGGUGCAGAACGUCGGCGUCCUCUCCGGCGCCGACGACGCGGCGACGCUCUUCGACGCCGGCGCCGACGUCGUCAUCCCCGACGUCACGAAGCUGUCCCUCGAGUUCCUCGCGGAGGCGCCCGCGGCCGCGGCCGCCGCGUGA
Molecule: messenger RNA, 804 nt
Organism: Aureococcus anophagefferens
Lineage: Eukaryota; Pelagophyceae; Pelagomonadales; Pelagomonadaceae
Exons: 1
Coding region: 1-804 (267 amino acids)
Biological process (GO): DNA repair; dephosphorylation
Cellular component (GO): cytosol
Molecular function (GO): phosphoglycolate phosphatase activity
Source: RefSeq, a predicted model, not a curated record